GUCACUGUCAGCUCUAGGUUGAAUCUCAAGUCUCAAACUCUUUUUCUCUCCUUUCCCAGGAAAGAGGCAUACGGGAACCCCAUUGAAGUAAUGAGGUGAAGAUGCACAAAGCAGGCUAAAGCAGCUGGCUACUAGCUACCUUCCAUACUCUACUGCAUCUGAGUCUUAAGACUGGGUCCUCCGGGUGUCCCCAUCCAAUGCUCCUGAAACGCCAUGAGCCACAGCUGGGGAGGAUUCACUACUCCAUAGACUGCCACAUCUCCUGCAGCCUAUCCCUCUCUGUCCUCGGGCUCCACCUGGCCCCGUCCACCCUUCCCCAUUGGCCGAGAUGAAAAAGGUGGGGCAGUGGUCGGCGGAGGAGGUGUCCCAUUGGCUGAGCGAGGAGGGGAUGCAGGAGUAUGGCGACUCCCUCCAGCAGACGGACGGCCCCGCCCUGCUGCGGCUCACCCCGGAUGACUUCCUGACCCCGCCCCUCUCACUGGUCUCCUCAGACAACGGACGGCAGCUCUUGGAACGGCUGGAGACCCUACGGAUCGAGCACCACAUUGAGGAGCACCAAAAAAAUGGCCACGCCAAUGGCCAUGGGAGGCUACCCAACGGCACUGCCAAGCCCCUGCGGAACGGCUCGCUGGGGCUCAACGGCUUCCGGAAGGAGAUGGUCCACAUCCCCAUCCCCAUGUCGGAGGCUGAACGCUCGGGGUUCCCCCAGGAGUGGGGCAAGACAGGCGUAGCAUUCCUCUACGCAGUCUGCUGCUUCGUCACUACCACUGUGGUCAUCUCGGUGGUCCAUGAGAGGGUGCCGGCCAAGGAGCACACCCCACCGUUGCCCGAUAAGUUCUUUGACAUUUUUGACCGGGUAGAGUGGGCCUUCUCUAUCUGCGAGAUCAAUGGCAUGCUGCUGGUGAGUCUGUUGCUGCUGCAGUGGACCCUGCUCAAGUACAGGUGAGACACAACAGUAGUGGGAUAAUAGAGUAGACCAUGGAGCAGUGUUUACCUGUUUAAAUUGUAACCUUUAACUUUGAACUUAUUUCUCUGGGAUACCCAAUGGCUGCAUUCCAGGCUGACUACAUUGCAAACGUCUGCCAGAUCUCACAACGCCUGAAUAUACGUUUAGCAUAUCAGCUAACCACAUUAUACAAUAUAGCAAUCUGAUGCUCAACUGUGCAGUCAAUGACGUGGUAUGCAACCAUUGGUUGAUGCAAUGCAAUGUCUGCAGUGUAGUCAGCCUGGAAUGUGACCAAAGAUAACUAACCAAUAACCUGUAUCUCUGUGUCCAGAUCAAUAAUCAUCCGUCGGUUCUUCUUCAUUGUGGGUACCCUCUACCUGUACAGAUGUGUCACUAUGUACAUCACCACUUUGCCUGUUCCAGGGAUGCACUUCCAAUGCUCUCCAAAGGUUUGUUUCCUUCCAAAUCCAAGCAACAAUAUGCUGUCAGUUGCUAACACUCACUGUGAGCUACCAGCGCCCACAUCUAUUUCCAUCAAUGAUGUCAUUGCUGCUGUAGCACUUGCAGUAUUCUGACUCUCUGGGCUAUUCUUGCAUAUAAACAUUACAGUUGGAGCUUAACAACAACACCCCCUAAAGACAAACUCAACAGAAAGAGAUCUAGACCUUGUUUUCAGUUUAACGCCCCCCAGUCCUCCUUGAUCACAUUAAACAUUUUAAAACGAUUCUGUUGCAUGUGUACAACUUAAAAUAGCUAUUUUUUAAUCACUUGAGUGCUCAUCAGGUCAGGCACGAGUUUCCUUUUACUGUUUUAGCUUCUCACAUCCUAACCAUGUGACUAAAGCGCCAGAGGAAGUAGAGGUAAUGUUUUACUGAGGUAGCGUGUGUGGUUUAAAUGUGACUCAUCUUAAUACUAUAAAGUUCUCUAUUGAAACUCUUUUGAAAUAUCGAAGAAUGGAAGUCACAAAAUGGUAGCUCCUCCCACCACAGAACAAAGCGGUGGGUGAGAGUUCAGUGUAUAGAAACAUUCCCACUCCCUCUGUUGCCCAAGGCCAGUGGGAGGGAUGUGUAUUGUUCCCUCGUUCCACCCUCCACCUUUCCUCGCCUCCUCCUCUCCUCUCUUCCCCUCCCAGCAACAGAUGAAGGUCUUUCUAUGUACUGUCAUGCCCUGGGCCUGGUUUCCUGUUCUAAACCUCUAUCUGAAUCUGCACAAGCUGUCCUCCAUCACAGAGACCUGCUGUGUGUGUGUGUGUGUGUGUGUGUUUAUUUGUGUGUGCAUGUGUUUGUGUGUGAAUGUGUUUGUGUGUGAAUGUGUGUGCAUGUGUGUAUUUGUGUGUGCAUGUGUGUGUACUACCCAGUGUGUACAUUCUCUCUCCCUCCUCCCUCGUGUGUGUGUGUGUGUGUGUGUGUGUGCGCGCACACGUGCUAAUAUAGUCUUGGUUGAGUCACACUGAGUAAUCCAGCUGUAUCAGAUCCACAAAGCUUGUCUUUUGUGUUCCCUAUUUGAGUUCAAAUGAAGCAUACAUAAUGGAGAACGCACACAGACGUGACUAGCUGACUGGACAUUGUUGAAUGAUUGACAUGUCAAAUUGACACAUUACGGUAUGUGUGUCGUUGCAGCUGUUUGGGAACUGGGAGGCUCAGAUGAGGAGGAUCAUAAAGCUGAUCGCCGGGGGAGGCCUGUCAAUCACCGGCUCCCACACGAUGUGUGGAGACUACCUGUACAGUGGCCACACAGUCAUUCUAACGCUAUCAUAUCUCUUUAUCAAAGAGUGUAAGUAUUACAUAGACACAACCAUGCUAACGCUAACCUAUCUCUUUAUCAAAGGGUUAAAGUAGUCUACAGAUUUACCGUCAUGCUAACACCAUCACUUUACUCUAUCAUUAUAAGCUUAGCACGUCUCUCUGUCCUUUCACCAUUUUUCUGUUCUCUUCUCUUUCACAAUCUGAGAUGACCAGUUGGCUGUUUUCCACUGCUCAUACAAAGGUUUUAGAAUUUCUGAAAUGGCUUGCUCAAGCAAUAGAGAGAUAAGCCAAUGUCUUGUGUAAACAGUGGUGUCACAUGAUGUUGUUGAACUGUACUGUUGUGACAUUAGCCACGUGUUUUAUGCUGCAGUGACAUCUAGUGGAUGGUUGUGGAAGUCUGGUUUGAAAGACUACAUAGUUUGUUCCAAAGCAAUGUGUUAGGUAAAUGCAUUUCAUUGUUGGUUAUUGAAACAAAAUAAUGUCUCUGUAUAUUCCAUUAACCCUUCACUGUCUCUCGCUGUUGUCAGAUUCCCCUAAGAGGUUUUGGUGGUACCACUGGUUCUGCUGGACUCUGAGUGCGGUAGGCAUCUUCUGCAUCCUGCUGGCCCAUGACCACUAUACUGUGGACGUGGUGGUAGCUUAUUUCAUCACAACACGUCUCUUCUGGUGGUACCACACCAUGGCCAACCAGCAGGUGGGGAGCCAACACGCCUGUCUCCAUUAUCGAAUGUUAAUGUAGCUUAUUUUAGCUUAAGUGGCACAAUUCUACUUGUAUUUAUUUUCUCUGUUGUGUUUUCAUUCAGGCGCUGAAAGAGAAGUCCCAGAGUAACCCGUUCUCCAGAGUCUGGUGGUUUCGACUGUUCCAGUACUUUGAGGAGAACGUCAAGGGCAUUGUCCCUCGAAAUUAUCAGCUGCCGUGUUCAUGGCGAUCGUCUCCGUGGAGCCUGGGGGUAAAGUACAGCAGAGUGGACACCCAGUGACCCAGGUCACGUGACAGGGGUGGGAGCUGAGUGAGAGACUUCCUGAAAUUGUGAUCCUCUGAAAGAGAUGGGAGAUGGUGGCAUGUCGUCAAGCCAGUGCUGUUCCCUUGACCUGUAGGGCUCAUAUCAGAAAAAUCCCUGUCCUGGCUAGCACUGUGACCGUAGUCUUACUUUAGCUCUACAAAUAAUUGUAUUUUGGAAAAGGUUUUUGAAAACGUAGCGCACUACUUUGAUCAUGUAUGUUUUUCUUGGAACACUUUGCAAUUGCUGCGUUGUCUGCAGCAGAUCUGGUUAAUAUUUCAAUAUUAUAUUUCAAUUAUUUUUGUUCGUUUUGACCAUGGCUGUAACAAGUAGUUUAGACUCUUUUUCUCUGCAAAUAAUUGGAGCAAUUCUGGUCCGAUAAGGUCUACCAAGUGCAAAUCAGGUCACUGAAAUGUUUAUUUGAUAACCAAAAUGCCAUACGUUGUCUGGGGGAGUUUUAGAUGCAAAACAUUUUUUUCUUUUUUAACAAAUUACUUUUGUCAACUACAACAUGGCAAUGGUGCAAAAAAAUAUUUUUUUUCUAACAAUUGCAACUUUAUUUUUCAAAACAAAUAAUGUCCCAAAAAAUAUUUUUAGAUUUUUACCUUUUUCAAGAUUGAAUGCUGAAAGCAGAAGAAUCUGUGGUAUUUAGAAUUUUUCCAGUGCCUUCCUUAGCUUGAUUGUACUAUGUGUCUGUGUUCCUCUGCCUCGCGCGUGUCUGUCUGGCUGCCCACAAGAUCGGCAUGAGGCGGUUCCAAAUGAUCAUUCAAGUCUUGUUCGAAUGAAUGUAAGAAUAAUAAUGCCAGCCUUGUAUGGUAAUUAGUCUUCCCAAAACCAAAAACAGUGAGAUGAGUGAAAUGUCCUGUCUAUUUAUUUAUGUUUUCAUAUAUAAUUAUUUUUUCCAUAGCCGGUGCUGUUAUAGCAGUUAUUGAAGGACCGUUAAGUUGUUUAGUAAUGUCCUAAUAAUUGAAUGACCCUUAGCCAGUCUUGACCGUGUUCUAAUCUUGUUCCAAUCCUAUUCCAAUCAUGUCCUUGCAAGACAGUAGUGCAUAGCUGCGGUCCUAGAGGGUGUUCAGUCCUCUAACAUGUCAUUAAGACUUUAAAUCUCAUUGGCUUGCUAAUCAUCUUGUAUCAAAGGUCUAGAUUAGUUGCUAACUUUGAAAGAAUGAUGAAAACCAGGAAACCCUCUGGAUCUCAAGGACUGAACUGGAGUUGUGUCUUUGUAAGAGAUACUGAAUCCCUCUUUUGUCAAACAGUGUUCUCCAUACAGACCCACAAUGCAUCUUUCUGGCUGUUGUAGACUUGGCCAAUAGAGCAGUGUGUUCCUGAAUGCAGCCUGCCAGAAUGUCUUACUGAUAAAUAGGGCCGGGACGACAACAGUAUCGCAAUAUGUUUUCCUUUGCAAAAAUGAAAACCCGAAGCAGACCACGUCUUCGGUCCUUUUAAAAACCUGCUGUAUGUAAAA
Coregonus sp. 'balchen' is the source of this 5157-nucleotide messenger RNA. The record is from the annotation of a GenBank genome assembly. Lineage: Eukaryota; Metazoa; Chordata; Actinopteri; Salmoniformes; Salmonidae.